Trichomycterus rosablanca is the source of this 981-nucleotide messenger RNA. RefSeq names its product C-type lectin domain family 17, member A-like. Bases 190 to 954 code for a protein of 254 amino acids. The record is from RefSeq and is a predicted model, not a curated record. The transcript is spliced from 6 exons. NCBI's taxonomy places the organism in Eukaryota, Metazoa, Chordata, Actinopteri, Siluriformes, Trichomycteridae. Gene Ontology annotation, molecular function: signaling receptor activity.
UACCGUGUAUCUGACUGAUAAUCAGGAGGUUGCUGAAUUGAUUGCGUAAGAAAAGCUUUCCUCUCUGAGUAGGUUUAUAAUCUCAGUUCCUCAUUUGUAGCUCAUAUGAGACCGAGUUACAACACCAUCCUUUCUAAAUACAGCCAGGACGGAGCACAGAGCUCCAACUGACCUGUCCAUCUGAGUUCUAUGGCUGCGAAUCCAGAGAUGAACAUUCAACAUGAUCCUCCUCAUUAUCAGAAUGUACACACGGUGAAGGACAUGCAUGCCGGAGCUGUGCAGAACAGACCAGGAGCGAUUAGGAUUGCUGGAGUGUGUGUCGGUCUGAUGUUUAUUCUUCAGGGAAGUCUGAACAUCAUCCUGAGGCUGUACUAUACGUCUCAGGUGAAUUCAGAUCCUGUCUAUUCAAGCUGCGACACCCAGCCGACGUAUGGAAGCCAGUUACAGUCCAGUUACGACAAACUGGUGAACCAGAGAGAUCAGAUACAGAGGCAGAGGGAUGAACUGCAACAGCAAUUAACCAACCUCACUAAAGAGAUCAAUAAGCCAGGAUGGAGAUAUUUUAAAUCCAGCAUUUACUACGUCUCUACUCGGAAGAUGACCUGGUCCGAGAGCAGAAAGUACUGCCAAGAAAAAGAAGCAGAUCUGGUCAUCAUAAACAGCCUUGAUGAGCAGGAUUUGAUUGAGAUGUUGAGAAGAGGUCAGACUGCUUGGAUCGGGCUUAGUGACUUGGCAACACAAAAUCGCUGGAAAUGGGUGGACGGUACAACGCUAACCACCAGCUUUUGGUGGACUCAGGAACCCAACAACUAUCAAGGUUCAGAGGACUGUGUUACGACCGGCUACAAACCAACAGACGACAGACCAGUGAAGGGUGUCCUCAACACAUGGAAUGAUGAAUCAUGCAUUGUUACUUAUGUGUGUAUAUGUGAGAGGAGAAUUUCCACUAAAUAAACUAUGGAUUUAAGCUUUUUUUCUAAA